AUGUCGGCGUCUAACUCAACACUGUCGGACUCGGACAUCGAGACGCUGAGCGCUAUUGGCCAUGCCACCGUCGAGAGCAUAGUCUCCCUGGUCGUCGAGGCCAUCUUGUACACUAUAUACUUCGCUCUCGUCAUCAUCGUCGGUCGAGUCCUCCUUAACUUCAAGAGUCGUACAAGGACGUCCAUCGCGAUCUUCGUCAUCAUCCUGUUGAUGCUCAUGCUCGACACUGCGAUAUGCAUCAUUGACGUCCACAAUGCCAUUGUGACGAUCACCGCCACCCUAUACCCAGCUUCGUCGUCAGAGUCACUCACAGAUCGCUACGACAGCCUCAACUUGCCGUGGAUGGUCGAAAACGCGCUGACAGGCUUCAUGGCGAACUUGGGAGAUGUCAUCAUCAUUUGGCGAACAUGGGCGUUCUACAAAGGGCCUCGAGAGCGUUGGUUGCUUCUCAUCCCUAUCAGUCUCCUCAUAGGCUCCCUCACGAGCUCGUCCCUUCUCGCAUACUGCGUCACCAAGUUCGACGCCGUCCCCGGUUCAAGUGACUUUGCGAAGGCUCCCUUCUGCACCAACUUAACCCCGACGCAAGGUUACUCUGUCGAACUAGCGUCUAUGGUACUGGCCACAACCGCCGCAGCGACCGCCAUGAUAUGCUGGAAGACCUGGACAUACCGUCGCACGAUUGGAGCGAACCUUCGGCUCAACAAGAACAAGACGCGCGCAGAGAAGAUCAUGGUGAUCCUCAUUGAGUCCGGAGUGCUGUACUUCCUCUUCUUUUUGCAGGUUCUCAUCAGCUCUUCCACGACUGUGAAUGAUGCAGAGUUGUCAACGCCCUCGCUACAAUUCGCGACUAACGUUUGGACCUAUAUGACAAACCACAUCCUUGGAGCUUAUCCUGUCCUUGUCGUCAUCCUCGUCCGCUCCCAGCGCUCCUACAUCGAGGGUGCCAUCAACUCCGACGUCUCAAUAUCCACGCGCUCGUCCAACUCCCGCUCGUACCCUGAACGCCACACGCUCCCAUCUCAUCGGUUUGAGCAUGGUACAAGUACCAUCGGCACCAUGUGCUCUGAGUCAGAGGGCACAACUCGAUACGUGCCAGGGCGCGAUCAUUUCCUCGACAUCGACGUACACGAGCGACGUCCAGUUCGCGACGACCAGUCCUUCAGCGACGUUAGCAGAGUUAGAACUAGAGGAGACGAUGCAGAAGGCUCGGAGGUCCAGUCAGUCAAGUUCAAGAAGUCGUCUCGGAAGCACGGACAAGAUACGGAGAAGGCUUAG
Peniophora sp. CBMAI 1063 is the source of this 1275-nucleotide messenger RNA. The record is from the annotation of a GenBank genome assembly. NCBI's taxonomy places the organism in Eukaryota, Fungi, Basidiomycota, Agaricomycetes, Russulales, Peniophoraceae.